GCACACACCUUACAAAAAUGGCAACUGAAGUAAAAAACUGCCUACAAAAGUUUUAUUUAUAUCUCAACAGUGUUUAUCCGAAAUGGAGGAACAUUUAUAAAACCGUCAAAGAUCAUAUGGAAGCCCUGAGAAAUCUUACAGAAGAACUAAACUUUGCGGACAGCGACGAUAUCGAUCCUAAUCGAAAAAACAUCGAACGGUUUCCAGAGGCGCGCGAUACAUGGAUUUUCAGAAUUAAAGAAGAUAUCUAUAAGCAUAUAGAAAAGAUUCGCAAAAUUAUCCAAGACUUACAUAAUGAUUCACAAGAGUUAAAACAAAAAUAUGAUAAACUAGAAAAAUCCAUUGAUAAUGUGUCUUUCGAAUCUAAAGAGAUGGAAGAAAUUAUCAAUGGUAAUCCACACACUCCCACGUUUGAUGCGCUUAUGCUGGGUGCAAAAUACGCUUGCAAAUUUUUAAGCGAUAUGCAUAAGAGAUUAAAAGAAAAAAUAGAAGAAUUAAAUAUCUAUAAGGAAAAAACCAUUGAAGAUUUGGAAGGUGAAUUUCAACGACAACAUAAAUUAAAAGACAGUGAAAUGGAGGAUGUGAUGCUCCUAGGGACCUAUACAAAACCAAUUAAAAAAAAUUAA
Messenger RNA from Trichogramma pretiosum, 626 nucleotides. RefSeq lists its product as uncharacterized. The record is from RefSeq and is a predicted model, not a curated record. The transcript has 5 exons. Bases 18 to 626 code for a protein of 202 amino acids. Lineage: Eukaryota; Metazoa; Arthropoda; Insecta; Hymenoptera; Trichogrammatidae.